AUGGAGCCCAAGGAGCUUACCCACACACAACUCGCCUAUGGACUUCUGUUUGGCGAGUCCCCUCGCUAUUACAACGGCCUCCUCUAUAUCAGUGAUAUGACUGGACGCAUCAUAUACACCAUAGACCCUUCCUCGGGCGAAAAGAAAGUGCUCCGUGAAGUUGAGAACCAGCCGAACGGCAUGUGCUUCUCCUCCGACGGUUCGCUCAUCUAUUCGUCCAUGUUUGAUGCUAAGCUAUACCGUCGAGAUGCCUCUGGUAAAGAUACACUGUACGCCGACAUGUCUGGCGUUAUGACUGGCUACUGCGGCGACAUGGCGAUCGACAACACUGGUCGUGUCUAUCUUGAUGACACAGGAGCACGGGUCUUACACGGCGAACAGCCGCGGCCGGGCCGCCUUCUCGUCAUCGAGACAGACGGCUCCGUCAAAGUCGCUGAGGAAAACAUCAUAUUUCCCAACGCCUUAUUCAUCAGCCCCGACGGCAAGGCGCUAUAUUGUGCGGAGACCUUUGGGUAUGGCCUGCUCAAAUGGGACAUUGGUGCCGGUGGCGAGAUCUCCAACCGCCAAAAGGUGUGGUCUCCCACCACAAUCUCACCAACCGGCGAGGUCGGCAAUACCGCCCACGGCCUUAUCGGUAUCGACGGUGGAUGUAUGGAUGACGAGGGAGGCAUGUGGUUAAGCUGCCUGGGCCUAGAAAAGUUCAUCCGUCUCGACCAGCAGGCAAACAUCACGCAUGAAAUCCAUGUAAAGGGUCAUGCAACGGCAUGCACUCUUGGCGGAGAUGAUGGGAAAACACUCUUUCUGGUCACCAAUUGGUUCCCAGAUGAUGAGGAGACCAUUUUCUCAGCGAUGGUUGCAAAGCGGACCAAAUGUACUGUGAGUUAUGCGAGAGUAGAUGUUGCAAAGGGCACGGCGCGGCCGUAG
Molecule: messenger RNA, 924 nt
Organism: Trichoderma breve
Lineage: Eukaryota; Fungi; Ascomycota; Sordariomycetes; Hypocreales; Hypocreaceae
Product: SMP-30/Gluconolaconase/LRE-like region domain-containing protein
Exons: 1
Coding region: 1-924 (307 amino acids)
Source: RefSeq, a predicted model, not a curated record